This is a messenger RNA of Paramecium octaurelia, 522 nucleotides long. The record is from the annotation of a GenBank genome assembly. NCBI's taxonomy places the organism in Eukaryota, Ciliophora, Oligohymenophorea, Peniculida, Parameciidae.
AUGUUCGAAAAAGCGUUAAAGUUUUAAGUAUCCAAAAAAGGAGAUAAAAUGAAAAAUUUACAAUCGUAGCUGCCAACAAUCAACAUCAACAAUUCUGAAAAAUAUAAUGAUUCAACAAUAAUGGCUGAUUAUUAAUCAUUAGGAAAUAGACAAUAUUAUUAUAGUAGUUAGAAAAGAAAUUAGAUAAAAUCUAUUCGAAGAUCGAGAGGAGUAGGUUAUACACAGUUGAUUGACAAUUAUAAGAAUGCCAGUCGACAAAGUCAAGAGAAUCCAUUUUCAGAGGAAUUCUUAAUAAAACCAUUUUAAAAUAAUAGAAAUAAGGAACAACUUACAGAGAGAUAGCCAAUAAUGACAAUGGAUUACUAAUUGCAUAAGUAUAAUACUAUAGAAGGCACAACGAAGAGUAUAAAGUAUAGGUCUUAGACUCAAAAGGUGGAGCAAAUAGAGGCACACAUGAAAAUUUCUCCUUAUAUACAUUAAAAUAAAAGAUUUUAAUGCAUUGAUUAUUUCUACAUCAUUUGA